Molecule: messenger RNA, 2784 nt
Organism: Penicillium longicatenatum
Lineage: Eukaryota; Fungi; Ascomycota; Eurotiomycetes; Eurotiales; Aspergillaceae
Product: Mg2+ transporter protein CorA-like/Zinc transport protein ZntB
Exons: 2
Coding region: 1-2784 (927 amino acids)
Biological process (GO): transmembrane transport; metal ion transport
Cellular component (GO): membrane
Molecular function (GO): metal ion transmembrane transporter activity
Source: RefSeq, a predicted model, not a curated record
AUGGCGGAAGGACAACCUUCUGAUCGGCUUCUCGAAUGGCUGAACCAACCAGAUGAGCCGGAACCACCUAUCGAAGAGCCCCUCGAGGACAUAUCUGAGCCGUCCCGCGAAGCGCUAGAAGAUCCACUUGUGGUUGACGAGCCACGAGAGCAUAGUAAUUUAGAGGAGGCAGAAGAUUUGGUUGAUGGUAGCGAUCAUAAUAGUCGACUUGAACAAGAUGUGACCCCCGAAGUGACAUCCGUGCCCGAUUCUGGCUCUGCAUCUAUAGCCAGCCAUAAUGUUCAAGAGAGACAGGAGAAUUCACGCGCCGGAAAUGUCGCAUCACAAAAUUCGCUGAUACUACCAUCCGAGAUGCAACCGGAGCCUGAGGUGUUUGAACCUGAACCGACAGAACCGGACAUGAUGGUUCUGACGAGACGGACUGAUAAACGGAAGAAAGCACCACGCCGACUUACAUAUGGCAAGAUCCUUGACAACGCAGCCAAAGUGCUGGAGCAUAUUAAAAAUGGAAGUGUCCGUCAGACAUCCAGGCAUAAUAAGACGUCAAUUAUAUUUUACGAUUAUUCUGAAGAUACAAUGUCCGAGCCAAGAGCGAUUCUCAACGACAAUGAUAUCGCAAUUCUAGGACACGCAAAUCCAAGUGUCAAGCAGCGUCUGAUUCUCGUGGAAGAUCUCUCCAAACCGACCAUAGAUGCUCUUGGAAUUACCUUCAGCAUCAACCCGGAGUUCUUCGAGGAGCACCUGUUGGACUCGAACUACGCCGGUUCGAGGCAUAAUGAGCCACCGGCUCGAACGUGGAAGACGGCGACAUUUCCCAAGUCCCAUAUCUCUUUUAAGUGGAUCCGACCCGUUUAUCGACAGCCCACAUAUUUUUCACAUCGGGAUCUCAGUGACCUCCUGGAAAAAUGGACUGAGCAUUUUACUCGCCACGGCAAUGUUAUUACAAAAGUGACGACAAAUAUCUUCCGCAUAGAGUGGGGAUUGUGGACAGAUCCGACAAAAACCGUGAGGAUGGAACGAGAAUGUGGACUUGAAGAGAAGGUCUCAAUCUGGAAAGGUCAACUCCGAGGCCGAGAUACCGAGAUCGUAAUCGUGCUUCUUGAUCCUUUACCCGAGAUAAGCGAGUACCAUCGAGAUUGGAGAAUGAAUAAAAAAGAGGACUCAAUCCGCUGGGGGGACGUGGUAUCAGAAAGAUCUAUGCCCGAAAGCGAUAUGAUGGAAGAGGGACUAGGAGGAUUGUUUAUAGCAGAACCACGGCGUGUGCGGGAUGGACGAACAUUUUCCAGAAUGUGGGCUGAUAUGAUCGUGAGACGAAGAUUGAGAAAGCCAGUUGAAGUCGCCGAGAUGUUUGAAUCGGAUGACGAGGAGCCAGAGGGAUUGCGGAAGGUUAUCAUCACGCAGAUGGCGCCUCGCAAGUCUCUGGAUGUUGACCUGAACCAAAUAUUUCGCUCAUCGCGUCCAGCGGUGAAUUUUGGCAACCAACUGAGUCAGACGAAGUCUACUCAAGCUAGCAUCCGUGAGGCAUUCGAGAGAACCGGUGCCCCAGUUGGUCUCCUGGAGCCCCUGCUAGAGAUCAUUCGACGGGACACGUCGACUCUCCUCCAGCACUUACGACAAAUUCUCGACGAGGUAGAGGUCGACAUUCUUGAUGACACAAAGAUGGAAGACCGGUUGGCUUUAUGGCGCCAGAUCAUCCACCGUGCACAAAGGGAGCUACCGGAAUUGAAAAAUUCUUUGGAUCCGCUUCAUAAGUUCGGUCUCACGGUCACCCCUCAGACUGUAUCCACAAAGGCACCAAGUGAGCUAGCCAACAGCAUCCAAGAAUAUGAAAAACUGCCGCAUGAUAUCGACCUAAUGAUUGAGCGACUACGUGUUACAUCAGCCUCAUUAACCUCAAACAUGGGUCUCUUGGAAAGUCGCCGCUCAAUUGAUGAAGCUCAUGCUGUGACGAGACUCACUGAGCUCGCAUUCAUCUUCAUCCCUCUAUCCUUCGCUACGUCUGUCUUCGGUAUGCAGAUUGAGCCCUUCGCCAAUCCCGUUCCCAUGUGGAACUUCUUCGUCGUGGCUAUCUCCGUGACCGCGUUCUCGUAUUUGAUGAGAAUGACCAUGCGAAGCCAGUGGCUUACUCGCCUCAAGGCAGGAGUGAAAUACGACGUCCGAAAAUACGCAGAAAAGCACGGCCAGCCCGUGCAGUCCCGGUCACUUUCUAUGCUCCUAAUCCUGCAAUGGCUGAGCAGCCGAUCAGGUUCAAGCAUAUAUAGUGCGGUAAAAUGGAUUACCAAAGAGUGUAUCUGGGUUGGAAAGGCAAUCUGGCGGUUGUUUGGCUUCGCCAUCCUUUUCAUUUUGCUGAUUGGUGGCAUCUCAGGAAUACCGAUUGCUGUGAUCUGCUCUCGCGAUCUUGAGUCCGAUAUCAAGAUCCCCCUCAGUCUGUCUAUAGUCGGAAUGACCUUUUGCAUUGCGGGUCUUCCAUUUUGGUACAGAUAUGACCCUAACACUCGCGAUAUUCUGCCGAAACUCCUGAUGUCAGGUGUUCGGAACAUACCUCGUUGGUUACUGAUCGCACUCCUAAUAUUGGGUGUGAUUGGAGUCUUGAUUGGGGUGCCACUUGCUUUGAUUUGGAGCCGUUCACUCGCCCCUGGCAUUAAGGGUGGCCUUAGCGCUGGGGUUAUCAUAAUGGCGAUUCUUACAAUGGUAGCUUUUGGUUCGCUGGGAGUAUUCGGCAAUCGUUGGUCGGCUAGGCAGCGGAUAAUGCGGAGGACACAUCAACGUACCAAUACACGCUAA